CGCCCAACACUGCCACAGACUGACAAGUGACUUCGCCAAGGUGUUUUUCCUUGGUCUCAACCUGCCCAACGACAUGUGGGCAUCAUCGUUCGGGAAUGAUGACCUAAUCAUGGACAAGGAGAUAUUCCCUGUGAAAGACUUGUCAACGCUUGAGUACAUAGACAAGCUGAAGUGGAUAUUCGAGGAAGAUUUAGCCAUUAUCAAAAAUGGUCAGCCAACUGUAUGUUUCAAAACUCUCGCAGAGUAUCCGGUUGAGCUAGUGUUCUUCGGCCAAGCUAGCCAAAGUAAGACGGAAGCAAUUGAAGACGUGUUGCAUGAGCCUAAUACCUUGUACAAUGAAGUCACGCGCCUUGAAAACCUUGAUUAUUACACAGGAGUGUGCCAAGGAGACUAAACUGAUGUCAAACUGUAUAACUGAAUAGAUAUUUUAAACAAUAUUUAGAACACAGAAAUC
Molecule: messenger RNA, 454 nt
Organism: Haliotis rufescens (red abalone)
Lineage: Eukaryota; Metazoa; Mollusca; Gastropoda; Lepetellida; Haliotidae
Exons: 4
Coding region: 74-394 (106 amino acids)
Source: RefSeq, a predicted model, not a curated record